UGAAGAAGAUGAUGGAGAGGAAGCUCAGUCCUCACAGCUUCAUCAAAGACAAACUGAACACAUGGAAACAGAAGCUGGUGGAGAGGACUGUGGAGGAGCAGAACCAGACAGGAACGCACAUCCACAUUCAGAACCAGAUACUGAGAAAAUGGCAAAGAGAAACACGCCGGCCAAAACCAGGGCACAGAAGCGCCUCAACUCCUUUAAGUUGAAGAGUGCCGAGUGGGCAAAGGGGAUGAGGCGCAACAGGAAUGUAAGCCAUUUUUUAGACGACAUUGAGGUCACAAUGGAGAAAAUGAAGGCCCUUGGGCUCAGACCCCUCCUAUUUUAUGGGGUGUAUGAUGAAAAAAGGUCAAGAUACGACACAAAGGUCAUCUGCCCUUAUAGCACGUCAAAUGAGACAGAAGUGAUGCUGAAAAAAAUUAACAUGCUUUACAGUGUUCUUUUACAAGCAUGGACUCCAGAGGAUGAGGGGAGGAGGCGGGGAGAGAAGAGGAAGGGGAAGAAAGGAAACCGGAGAGCUGUGUCAGGAGUGGAGAGGGCUGCUGCACCUCUGAGUGGAGAGGAGGGGGCUGUAGCUCUUGACAGUGGAGCCGAGGAGACUGUAGCGCCAGAGGGAGGAGACCGUGAACCUACGUUUUCAGUGAAAAUGGCAAAGAGAAACACGCCGGCCAAAACCAGGGCACAGAAGCGCCUCAACUCCUUUAAGUUGAAGAGUGCCGAGUGGGCAAAGGGGAUGAGGCGCAACAGGAAUGUAAGCCAUUUUUUAGACGACAUUGAGGUCACAAUGGAGAAAAUGAAGACCCUUGGGCUCAGACCCCUCCUAUUUUAUGGGGUGUAUGAUGAAAAAAGGUCAAGAUACGACACGAAGGUCAUCUGCCCUUAUAGCACGUCAAAUGAGACAGAAGUGAUGCUGAAAAAAAUUAACAUGCUUUACAGUGUUCUUUUACAAGCAUGGACUCCAGAGGAUGAGGGGAGGAGGCGUGGAGAGAAGAGGAAGGGGAAGAAAGGAAACCGGAGAGCUGUGUCAGGAGUGGAGAGGGCUGCUGCACCUCUGAGUGGAGAGGAGGGGGCUGCAGCAGCAGCACCUCUGAGUGGAGAGGAGGGGGCUGUAGCUCUUGACAGUGGAGCCGAGGAGACUGUAGCGCCAGAGGGAGGAGACCGUGAACCUACGGUUUCAGUGAUCCAUCAAUUUAAAAAAGCCAAAAAAACAACUGGUGGAGAGGCUGCUGUGGUUGACAGAGGAGAGGAGUCUUCACGUCCAGUGAUCCAGCAGCUUAAAAUCCAGGUGAAGAAGAGGAGACAAACCUCCAGAGAGUGCGGCCUACAUCCCUAUGCCGAUGCUUUCGAGGCAUGGAAAUUGGGACAAACUAAACAAAAAAAGGGAGUGGAUUAUGUCUACGUUUUUUGGAAGUCCUGUGAGGGAUGUGGAGAGACCUGGAGGCCCUCCUGGGAGCCUGCUAUAAACAUAGAAUUUGGCACUUAGUUCAACACACACACACACACACACACUGUUAAAGUUUUUUAAUAAAAGUUCUGUUAAAGAUUUUGUAAACAAA
Perca fluviatilis (European perch) is the source of this 1559-nucleotide messenger RNA. RefSeq lists its product as uncharacterized. The record is from RefSeq and is a predicted model, not a curated record. Bases 62 to 1486 code for a protein of 474 amino acids. Lineage: Eukaryota; Metazoa; Chordata; Actinopteri; Perciformes; Percidae. The transcript is spliced from 14 exons.